ACAUACACACACACAUACACUAAGAGUUAAGAUAUCUCGUAAUUUGUUAUUAUUUAAAAAUAAUAUCAUAUUAAAAAAUAAUUUUCCAUUAUUACUAAAAUGAUAUAUAAUUGACUAUAUUUUAUAAAUCAUUAAAAAUCAAUCAGAUGCCUAAAUUGUCACAAAUUUUUUUUAUAAUGAGUAAAAGAUAUGUAUACAAUGAAUAAGGUUGUUAGAAAAUUAAUUAGUAAAACAGAUUUAAGAAUGUUCCUUAAAUGGACUAUUACAUCAAAUUUUAGUACAGUAUCAAACUAUGGUGUUCCAGUUGCUAAAAAUUUACUGAAAAAUAAUGAGAUUUUGGAUAUUGAAAUUAUUAUGAGAAAUAUUGAACAGGAUUAUAAGAACAUAAAUGCAAAAGUUGCUGUUAAAGCUGUCAAUGCUUUAUACGAAAACUUCCAAAAGAGUAAAAAAUUGGAUCCUAAGAUCGUCACAAAUUCUGAAGUAUUUGAAAAUAUCUGCAAAGUGAUAUUGAAAGAUAUCAAAUCUUUAAGCAGAUAUGAUACUAUAAAUAUUUUACAAGUUUUAUUAUUUUUCAAUGUUCCAACUGACAGUCUAUUAAUACAAUCACUCUUUCAAAUGAUACGCGUUUCCUUGAAUAAUUUAACAGUUGGACAAAUAAUGAUUCUAUAUAAUAUGUUAUACAAAAUAGAAAAAACCUCACCUUUGUCUGAAUCUUUACUUCAUGCAUUACGUCAUGUUUUUAAACACCAAGCUGAAAUAGAACUUAAUUCUGAUAGUACCAAUUUGUUGCAAGUACUUAAGUUUUGUUCUAUGAUCAAUGAUUUCAAAGUAAAAAGACAAAUACUUAUGAUUUUAUGUAAUAAUCAUGAAAAAAUAAAUUUAAAUAAUGUAAUAACAAUUUUUGAUGCAAUAUAUAGUUUACCAAAAUUGGAUUCAUUCUCUAAACAACUUUUGAUUUAUAUACAAAACAUGAUACUAACUAAUUAUAGAAUGUUAAAUUUUGAUAAAAUUGAAUAUUUACUUCGUUGUAUUUCUAAAAAGGUUUUGGACUCAGAAAUGGAAUUCUAUAAUGAAAAACUAAUAGAUAAAUUAUGUUCUCAAUUAUCUUUUGUAUUAAGCAGCAAUAUUACUUUCCACCAAAAUUUAAUCAUAUUAAAGCAUUUAAAUAAUAUGCAUUAUAGCAAUAUUUCAUUAUUAGAUUGUUUAAUAGAAAAAUGUCUUAAAGAUAUAAAUAUAUUAGAAAGAUGUUCUAUCAAUGAUAUAGAUACAUUUAUUAAAGGUUUUAUUAUUGCUGAUUAUAUGCCAAACAAUUGGGAAACUGUAGUAAGCAGAAUGUUACAAAAUUUUAUGAUCAAUUUAGACUGUUCAAUAUAUAAUACAGUAUUUACUGUUUUUUGUUUACUUUCACUAAACUCUUAUCAUCCAGAAUUAAUAGAAAAGGCUUUCACAUUAUAUAAUAAAUUCUUUUAUGAAAAAAAUUCAGUUCUUUUUGGAAAAGAUAUUACAUUAACUAUAUUAAGAUUAUAUUGGUGUGUUAAACUACUUUAUCCUGAAUAUAAAGGAUUUAUGCCAGAUGAAAAUAAAUUAAACCAAAUUAAAAUGGAACAUGAGUAUUACGAAGUACCUUAUUUAAUGAAUAGUUUAAAAGAAGUUGUUGGAGGUAUUGAAUAUAUGAAAAGUGGUUUAAAAACAAAAUUUGGCGAAUUUGUUGAUUAUGUUGUUGUCAUACAACCAGAUGGCUCUUUUAUGAAUAUCAGUAAUUAUGAUAACAUUAUAUUUGUUGAAGAGCUAGUAUCACUAUCAGAAUGUAGCAAAAUUCUCUUUUUUGCUUUUCCAAUAAAGGCAUAUUCUAUUAACAAAAGGAAUUUAUUAUCUACAGUCAAAAUACAAUUAAAAGCAAUAGAAACAUUGUCAGGAUUCCAUUCCUUUGUUAUAAAUCCAUAUUUGUGGAGACAGUUUUCCAAUGAAGAAAGGAUAUUACAUAUUCAGAAUAUCAUAAAAUUGAAGCAGUAAAAUUAAAAAUGAUAGUAAUUCAUAAAUUUGUAAAAAAAAUAAAAUGUAA
Messenger RNA from Frieseomelitta varia, 2062 nucleotides. RefSeq lists its product as uncharacterized. Lineage: Eukaryota; Metazoa; Arthropoda; Insecta; Hymenoptera; Apidae. Bases 190 to 2013 code for a protein of 607 amino acids. The record is from RefSeq and is a predicted model, not a curated record. The transcript is spliced from 6 exons.